Molecule: messenger RNA, 1149 nt
Organism: Leptosia nina
Lineage: Eukaryota; Metazoa; Arthropoda; Insecta; Lepidoptera; Pieridae
Source: the annotation of a GenBank genome assembly
AUGUUAGAGUUCUAUACGAAUAUCAAUUCGGGAUUGAUGCAGGACGGUAUGCAACCGCCGCUCUCCUGCGCGGGAAGAACAGAACUGAGUGCGAGUAUUAAGAGAGAAAAAAUCGUCGAAAUAUGCGAAGGUUGCGGCCAGAAAAUCCAAGACAGAUACCUCAUGCGAGUUGGAGAACUGUCCUGGCACGAACACUGCUUAAGCUGCUGUGUUUGCGGCUGCCCCUUAGCGCACACAUGCUACACCAGAAAUGCAAAACUGUACUGCAAACCAGACUACGACAGACUGUUUGGCGUCAAAUGCACCAGAUGCGGCGACCGGCUCCUCCCGCAAGAAAUGGUCAUGAGGGCGCAGCAGUACGUCUUCCAUAUUCACUGUUUCGUGUGUGUCAUGUGCUGUCAACCCUUGCAGAAGGGAGAACAGUACGUCAUCAGAGCCGGUCAAAUUUUCUGCCGACAAGACUUCGAAAAGGAAAUGUAUUUGAUGCAGCACGCCGAGGACGAUAUGAUAAUUGAUGACUCCGAGAGACCCAGAGACGGCAGGCGUGGACCAAAGCGGCCUAGAACGAUCCUGACAUCAGCCCAGCGAAGGCAGUUUAAAGCGUCCUUCGAAGUGAGUCCCAAACCUUGCCGAAAAGUCCGCGAGGCUCUCGCUAAAGAUACUGGCUUGAGUGUCCGAGUUGUUCAGGUGUGGUUUCAAAAUCAACGGGCUAAGAUGAAAAAAAUACAGCGCAAAGCCAAACAAGAGGGCGAUAAGAACAACGAUAAGGAAAAAGACAAGGACGAGAAGAGCAUCAAGCAGGAGUCACCGUCAAGUGAACACGGGAAUUAUUUAGGCCUAGAUGCUAGCUACUCCGCGUCUAGUCAACCACUGAACCCGAAUUUGCCUUAUUCCCCUGAUGACUAUCCAGCGCAUUCCGGCGACAGCUUCUGCAGUUCAGAUAUAUCUUUGGACGGAAGUAAUUUCGAUCAGCUCGAUGAAGGUGCGUCUGAUACCAUGAGUCUCCAGAACUUGGAAGUGACACAUCACGGGCACAGUCACUCGAACCACGGCAACCACGAGCCACUGAACCUAGGCACUGGAGCCGUCGUGAAUCCAAUAGAUAAACUGUACUUGAUGCAGAAUUCAUACUUUAGUACGGAACAUUGA